Messenger RNA from Zasmidium cellare ATCC 36951, 1452 nucleotides. RefSeq lists its product as uncharacterized. Bases 1 to 1452 code for a protein of 483 amino acids. The record is from RefSeq and is a predicted model, not a curated record. NCBI's taxonomy places the organism in Eukaryota, Fungi, Ascomycota, Dothideomycetes, Mycosphaerellales, Mycosphaerellaceae. The transcript has a single exon.
AUGACUGCGCAAUUAACCGCAGAGAUCAAGCGUUUUCGAGCUUCUGCCUCGAAUCCUCCUCCUUCCACCGGCUGCAUGAAGCACUAUGACGGUCUGGCUCAUGACCAUGACACAGGACAAUAUUCACUUUCGACGGCUCCAAAAGAUGGACUGGACUUCGAACGCUCCAGCGCCUUGCACAACGCCAUCGUCCGCCAUGGCUGGGUUGCCCGAGGUCACCAUCUAUCCGAGUUGCCGCAAAGGACAUAUUGGGAACGAUGGGCGCCGACUCUGACCCCGUACCAACUCGAGAGUCUUCGCGAGAGGUUGCAUCCAAGCGUUCUAGCAUUUCUUCAGCAGGCGCUCGAAUUGCCAGAUUUCUAUCCUGGCACGUUCCAGCCACCGGUCUUCUUCUACCAUCUCGUGGGUCUUAGUGCUCCGUUGGAGCUCUUUGCGAACCAUGAAGAAACUGAGGGUGAUCGGUAUGUUACGCUGUAUAGUCUGCAAGACGCAGUGGCGACAGAGGGCAGGCUGGCGGGUGGUGUGGUGUACGAUCAAGUUCGGCAUGAAUGCGCUCUGAUAAAAGAUGUGGACGAUACUCCAGCCUUGAGCUUCGAAGAGCGCCAGCUCUCCUGGAAGCCCCUGGAAACGAUCCUAACCGAAUAUUGUGACAUGAUCGAGGCGGACAAAGUGGUGGCUCUUCCAAAAAGCGUGAAAGGACCAGAGCCAUUCGAGUAUGUUCGAAGUCCAGCAGGAGGCUACGCCAUGAAAGCGAUUCCAGAGCAGGAACUUCGAGAUCCUAGGACUGGCGCCAGGAGGACGGAGAAGACAUCUGAUCCUUGGGUGAUGGUCCCCUUCACCUCCAAGGAUGUUGAGAUGGCGGUUGUGGCAUGGGACCGUCUGAUCGAAGUGAUUGAAGCCCGGAUGCCAAAGCAGAGCUUUGUCAAAAAGUGUUGUCGAGAAAGUGUGUAUUCGGUGAAGACUCCGGGACGAGCGGGUCUGCGACGAGACAGCUUCGCCUUCUCCUUCCUCAGUCGAGCUGCAAAACCAGGAUUCUCGAAGAUAGCUCCCGGGCUGAGACUCUUGACCGCAGAGGAAUUCGUGCAUCAGCCCUUCCAGGAUGUGACACUUGGCCAGGCGUGCUCAACACCACCCAUCCUGCUGCUCAAGAAUGACGAUCUGCCAGAUGAAGAGCGCCGGCUGGAAGUCAGAGACGAAGUUCCUGCGGGACUGUGCCUUGGAGAUUGCGAUGCCGACAAGGCAUUUCCGUACGAGAACGUGGUCCGAAUGGUAGGUCCUAUUCAGGGCCUCCUUGGCAGGCCAGAUGAGAAACCGGAUGAAUUGCACGAGCUCCCAAGAGCGAACGAACUGCACAAGAUCCUGGAAAGAUUCAGUGACUUGGUGGAAAGUGGCCAAUGGAUCGUAGGCCCGGAUGGAGUCGAAAGCAGAGCCAUGCAUAUUGAUGACUCGUAG